AUGCGUUUUGCCUACACCAUAUCGCAUGUGGCUGGCAAAGACAUUGCAACUGCGGAUGUGCUGUCCCGAGCUCCCGUCAGUCACACUCCAGAAGGAUUGCAGGAGGAGGAAAUCAACCUCUAUGUUGAUUCUGUGGUAGCGAAUCUCCCGGCUACAGAAAAGAGGUUAAGAGACAUUCAGAGACACCAGGACGACGACCCCAGACUCAAGCGCUUGAAGAAAUUCUGUGUCGAGGGAUGGCCAGAUAAAUUCUCAAUUAACAGAGUGUUCCAGCCAUACCUGCAAUUUUCAGAUAUGAAGGUCAAUGAAAAUUAUCCUAAUACAACAUCUUCAAGGACAGCUUGGGUUCAAUCUUUUUACUUUGCACUUCAAGUGCUUGGUAUAAUUGGUGGUGUUGCUGCAAUAGUAUUGCAGAUUUUAAAGCAACAAAAUCAUUCAGAUCUUCAUUUAGUUCAGGAUUCCAAUCAUGUUAGUGAAGCAGUGCAGCAUCCAGGUGAAGGGCUCCGGAUUCUUUUGGUUGGAAAAACCGGGGUGGGGAAAAGCGCAACAGGCAACACUAUCCUGCGAAAGAAGUUGUUUAAAUCUGAGAUAUCAUCUGCUUCUGUGACUGCACAGUGUGAAAAAUUUCAUGCAAUAGUAAAUAGGAGAAAAAUAUCGGUCAUUGACUCUCCGGGUUUGUUUGACACCAGCUUGAGUGCAGAUGAGGUGAUUGACAGAAUCAAACUCUGUAUUCCUCUCUCUGCUCCUGGUCCACAUGUGUUCUUAGUUGUGAUUCAGUUGGGCAGAUUCACAGAUGAAGAGGCGGACACAGUUAAAAUCAUCCAAGCAAUAUUUGGUAAAGAGGCCUCCACAUACACCAUGGCCCUCUUCACUCAUGGAGAUCUACUGGAAGGCGAAAACAUUCACACGUUUGUGCGUAAAAAUGCAAAACUGGUCAGUUUCAUCAAAACCUGCAGUGGACGAUACCAUGUGUUUAACAACAAAGACAAGAAUCCAGAUCAGGUCGUUCAGUUGUUGGACCAGAUUGAUAAAUUGGUUACUGGAAACGGUGGGCAGCAUUACACCAGUGAGAUGUUGGAGAUGGCAGAGAAAGAAAUUGAGGAAGAAAAACAACGUAUUCUGAAAGAGACAGAGGAGCAGAGACUCAAGGAGAUAGAAGAAAUGAGGGGAAAAGUUAGAGCUGAGGAAUUUGAAAAAAAUAAAAAAAUAAUGAAUGACCGCCAUGUAGAGGAAGCAAGAGAGAAAGCUGAGAGAAGCGUAAACAUUAUAAUAGAAGUUGUAAAAUUUUUGGGUGGAGUUCUAAAAUCUUUUUUUGGGUUUUAAAAGAGACCAUUUUAAUGAACUAC
Molecule: messenger RNA, 1346 nt
Organism: Triplophysa dalaica
Lineage: Eukaryota; Metazoa; Chordata; Actinopteri; Cypriniformes; Nemacheilidae
Product: GTPase IMAP family member 7-like
Exons: 4
Coding region: 1-1323 (440 amino acids)
Molecular function (GO): GTP binding
Source: RefSeq, a predicted model, not a curated record